CUGAAGCCGUUUUCAGAUCAAAAGCAGAGAGAGAAAGUUAGAGAGAGAGAGAGAGAGAGUAGUGAGCAUGGGCAUUCACAGCUUUACACGAAACCCAUUAAUGGUUAUCAAAAAUUAUUGACCAUAGUCCGCCCAAAUACACCAAACUUCUUCUUUUUGCUCAAAACUCAAACAACAAACGACUCUCAACCGAAAAAAAAAAAGAGCUUCUUCAUUUUUGGUUUGGUUGUUAUUUUUUCCUUUAAUUUUUUUUUUAAUUUUAAUUGAUCUUGAGAGACAUGGCAACGAAAGAAUCGAGCUCUGGUUCUUCAGCGGAGAGUAGUAAAAUCAAAGGAGUGCUCACUCAUGGCGGUCGGUACGUGCAGUACAAUGUGUACGGAAACUUGUUUGAGGUCUCCAGCAAGUACGUCCCUCCCAUUCGCCCUAUUGGUAGAGGCGCUUAUGGCAUUGUCUGUGCUGCUGUUAAUUCAGAUACACACGAGGAAGUUGCCAUUAAGAAGAUUGGUAAUGCAUUUGAUAACAGAAUAGAUGCCAAAAGGACGUUGAGAGAAAUCAAGCUUCUUCGCCACAUGGAGCACGAAAAUGUCAUUGCCGUCAAGGACAUCAUACGACCGCCAAAAAAGGAGACCUUCAAUGACGUGUACAUUGUUUAUGAAUUAAUGGACACUGAUCUUCAUCAAAUCAUUCGUUCUGACCAACCGCUAACAGAUGAUCACUGUCAGUACUUUCUGUAUCAGCUGUUACGUGGACUGAAGUAUGUACACUCUGCCAAUGUCCUGCACCGUGAUCUUAAGCCCAGUAAUUUGCUUCUAAAUGCUAAUUGUGACCUCAAAAUUGGUGAUUUUGGAUUGGCAAGAACGACAUCUGAGACGGAUUUCAUGACUGAGUAUGUUGUCACUCGUUGGUACCGAGCACCGGAGUUGCUCCUCAAUUGUUCAGAGUACACUGCUGCCAUUGAUAUAUGGUCUGUUGGUUGCAUUCUUGGUGAAAUUAUGACUCGAGAACCUUUAUUCCCCGGGAAAGAUUAUGUUCAUCAGCUAAGGCUUAUCACAGAGUUACUAGGUUCACCUGAUGAUGCUAGCCUUGGAUUUCUUCGGAGUGAUAAUGCACGAAGAUACAUGAAACAAUUUCCUCAAUGCCGGAAGCAACAAUUCGCUGCUAGAUUCCCCAACAUGUCACCCGGGGCUGUGGAUCUGCUUGAGAAGAUGCUCGUGUUUGAUCCCAACAAACGCAUUACUGUUGAAGAGGCGCUUUGUCACCCGUACUUGUCAUCCCUUCAUGACAUCAAUGAUGAGCCCGUCUGCCCGAGGCCUUUCAAUUUUGAUUUUGAGCAUCCAUCAUGCAGUGAAGAGAACAUCAAAGAGCUCAUCUGGAAAGAAUCAGUGAAGUUCAACCCGGACCCUACCUACUAAAAUAUCAUGCUUUGCUUAUGGUAUAGAAAUAUAUGGCGAAAAACUUUUCCCCUGUACACGGUAUAUCGUUCCCGGAUGAUAGGAAUAGCACUAGAGAUUGAUUUGCUCAUAACUUGAGGUCAACUAAUAUGCAAUGAGCUGAGCAAUUGAGUGUUGACUGACUAUCAGCAGGCUCCAAGUGGAUGGUCAUUUUGGUUAAUUGGUUAUUGUAUGAGCUAUCAAGGCUCCAAGGCAAAAAAGUUCAAAGUUAGGGACAAGAAAAUGGUGCCAACUUUCUAUUACAUAUGACAUAAAACUUGGACU
Messenger RNA from Morus notabilis, 1715 nucleotides. Its product is annotated as mitogen-activated protein kinase 4. Gene Ontology annotation, cellular component: nucleus; cytoplasm. NCBI's taxonomy places the organism in Eukaryota, Viridiplantae, Streptophyta, Magnoliopsida, Rosales, Moraceae. Gene Ontology annotation, molecular function: ATP binding; MAP kinase activity. The transcript is spliced from 6 exons. The record is from RefSeq and is a predicted model, not a curated record. Bases 279 to 1412 code for a protein of 377 amino acids. Gene Ontology annotation, biological process: intracellular signal transduction; protein phosphorylation.